Messenger RNA from Phycomyces blakesleeanus NRRL 1555(-), 462 nucleotides. RefSeq lists its product as hypothetical. NCBI's taxonomy places the organism in Eukaryota, Fungi, Mucoromycota, Mucoromycetes, Mucorales, Phycomycetaceae. The transcript is spliced from 4 exons. The coding region runs from base 1 to 462 and encodes 153 amino acids. The record is from RefSeq and is a predicted model, not a curated record.
AUGUCACAGGAUAUUGUUCAAGGCAUUCUCGAACAAGUACAACAGGGAAUAGGACGGGCAGCAAAUAGAUCUGCCUAUGAUGAGUUUGUAGACUAUACUCUGCAGUUUUUUCAAUCGGUUGACUGGUCUCAACCUUGGCUUAGAGCUCUAAUUGGAUUUCAUGUAAUUUGCAUGCUGAUUCCAAUAUUUUUGCGCAAUCGACACACAUUGCUUUCAGUAUACUUUUUUGCCAUUUUGGGUAUGGCGGCACUGGCAUCUCCCCUGAAUUCACUUGGGGCGGAGCACUGGAAGCAAUUUGCUUCGGCGAAUUACUUUGAUCCAUCUGGAAUGUUUAUAGUAAUCGUCUAUGCCUUUCCAUUGUUGAUCAAUGGGUUCUUUACAUUGUUCUUUGUCCUCAGAGCAACGGUCAAAACUAUGGUCUUGGUCAAGAAACAAUCUCUAAAGGCUAAGAAGGCCCAAUAG